This is a messenger RNA of Linum trigynum, 1158 nucleotides long. NCBI's taxonomy places the organism in Eukaryota, Viridiplantae, Streptophyta, Magnoliopsida, Malpighiales, Linaceae. The record is from the annotation of a GenBank genome assembly.
UUCAUCUAAAAAUUACAUUCCCACAACAAUCAGCAAUGGCUUCAUUGGCAGUGGGGAACAAGCUGAUGUUGAUGGUGGUGUUGCUGUUGGGGAUCUAUGCCUAUGGAGGCUUCUCUGCCAGAUCUCCGUUGCCUCAUCGAUUUACUAGCAUUGGAGAAAGAUUUGAAGCAUGGAUUGCUGCGCAAGGACGAGUUUAUGCAGACGCCGGAGAGAAGGCAAGGCGCUUCAGCAUCUUCAAAAAGAAUGUGGCCUUUAUUAACCACUCCAACAAGUUUGGGAGCAAGACUUACAAGUUAGCCAUCAAUCAAUAUGCUGACUUGACCAACAAGGAAUUCAGGGCUGCGAAAACCGGGUUCAAGAAACCUGCGAAUCGCAUUAACUCCGGACCUUCCUCAUUCAGAUAUGGAAAUGUGAGCUCCCUGCCAGACACCAUGGACUGGAGAACCAGUGGAGCUGUGAAUCCAAUCAAAGAUCAAGGCCAAUGUGGAGGGUGCUGGGCAUUCUCUGCUGUGGCGGCAGUGGAAGGAAUCACAAAGAUCUCAACUGGAAAGUUGGUAUCUCUAUCGGAGCAAGAAUUGAUCGAUUGUGACAACACCGGUAACGACCAAGGCUGCAAUGGAGGACUCAUGGAUGGUGCUUUCCAAUUUGUGAAAGCCAAGGGACUCACCACCGAAUCCAACUACCCUUACACAGCAGCGGAUGGAACUUGCAGCGCAACCAAGACGACCUCUCCUGCAACCAAGAUCAGCGGCUACGAAGACGUGCCUGCCAACGACGAGCAGGCAUUGCUCAAGGCCGCGGCAAACCAACCUAUCUCUGUCGCGAUCGAUGCCAGUGGCUCAGCCUUCCAGUUCUACUCGAGCGGAGUGUUCACUGGAGAAUGUGGAACGAAUUUGGAUCAUGGUGUAGCUGUUGUAGGGUAUGGCACCAGUGAUGGUGGUAUCAAGUACUGGCUGGUGAGGAAUUCAUGGGGGACUAGCUGGGGAGAACAAGGUUACAUCAAAAUGCAGCGUGACGUUGGUCCCAAACAAGGUAUGUGCGGCAUUGCCAUGUCGGCUUCCUAUCCUACUGCAUAGAACAAAAGAAACCAGCUGAAGGGAUAUCCUGUCAUUCUGGAAAAGAAAGGUGUUGGUAACCUAAGAAAGGUGUCUUUUAUGC